CGACUGGUAGCGGAAGCGUCACAGACUGAACGUAAACAGAAAACACGCUUCCAGACGAUUGACCUAAAACUGAAGAAAUAUGAGUAAUUGGUGAAGAAAUAACUAACAUUUAUCUGCUGGGUGACAUACACAAUGAUGUGUGUGUACAGUGUGUACAGUGUGUACAGUGUGUGCAGUCGGGUCUUAUGGAGAGCUGCUCCCAGUGUUUCUCCACCGCCAGGACUGCCGUGGGUGUUGGCAGCCGGGAAGAAGGACCUGGUGGACCUUCCCGUCCUGAAUGAGGACGAGCUGGAGGAGCAGUUUGUGAGAGGAUCUGGACCCGGAGGACAGGCCACCAACAAAACCAGCAACUGUGUGGUUCUCAAGCACAUCCCCAGUGGGAUUGUUGUCAAGUGCCAUCAGACCAGAUCCGUGGAUAUAAAUCGAAAGCGUGCUCGGGACAUUAUGAGAGAGAAACUCGAUGUUUUAUAUAAAGGAGAGCUCAGUGAAGUUACUAUAAAGAAGAAAGAGUCUGAGCUGAGGAAACAAGAGAAGAGGAGGAAGGCAAAUGAUAAUCUGGAGAGAAAAAGACUCUUUAAAGAAGCGCUGGCGGCCGACUCCAAACAUGGAAAUGACACUGUUUAAAACAUGGGUAUAGAAUGAACACAUGAAUAAUGGGAUUGUUCUGUAUUUAAUGUCUGCAAAAUCUGAAUAACACCUGGAAAGUGUAUCAAAUCCAAGUUGCAAUACAUCACACAGUAUAACACAUAGAGGGAGUUUUUGAAAAGAAAAACAUAUAUAUAUAUAUAUAUAUAUAUAUAGUUUAAAAUGUUAGCAGUGCAUCCUUUUUAAUGCUUUAGGUAAAAGCUGCAGUAUGCAUCAUUUACCAGUAGAUGUAACCUGGAUACACAUUUUGAUUUCAGCCUUUGAUGAUAUAAUUUUCCAUCACUCAUUUCCUGUAAGUCGUUACUGGUCUCGCUUACUGAAUGUGACAAAUGAAACUCAAGAGAAUUUCCUGCCAGCUCAUUUGAUAGUGAACAGUAAAACAAGUCGACUUACUACAGCUGUUUUGAACUGGUUGUGUCAGUUGUUCCUAAGUGAUGCCUACUUGCACAACAGAAUAAAAAAAAACACGAUUUUCUCUAUAAAUGAAGGAUAAAUAGAAAAAAAAAAACCUUGUUGUGGUUAAGAAAUGAUGAUACAAUGC
This is a messenger RNA of Morone saxatilis (striped sea-bass), 1186 nucleotides long. RefSeq names its product chromosome unknown C12orf65 homolog (gene cunh12orf65). Gene Ontology annotation, molecular function: translation release factor activity. Gene Ontology annotation, biological process: translational termination. The record is from RefSeq and is a predicted model, not a curated record. Gene Ontology annotation, cellular component: mitochondrion. The transcript has 3 exons. The coding region runs from base 133 to 624 and encodes 163 amino acids. Lineage: Eukaryota; Metazoa; Chordata; Actinopteri; Moronidae.